Messenger RNA from Saccoglossus kowalevskii, 930 nucleotides. Its product is annotated as endoribonuclease YbeY-like. The record is from RefSeq and is a predicted model, not a curated record. Gene Ontology annotation, biological process: rRNA processing. Gene Ontology annotation, molecular function: metalloendopeptidase activity. Lineage: Eukaryota; Metazoa; Hemichordata; Enteropneusta; Harrimaniidae.
AACGAAACGUUGUUUGUCGUCUGCCACUGUGAGAUUUGAUCUGACUUAAGCAGGUAAAUGUUCGUCAUGUAGCUACAGACGACAAUGUCAUUAAUAGUGAAAAAUCUUCAGAGAGUUGUUUCGUUCAACAUUGGUCGACUAGAACGAGAUUUGGGCAUCAUCCGACAAUUAAUGGGGGUAGAGACGUACGAUGUGGCCGUACUGUGCGUAGAUGACAGAAAAAUACAAGAGCUGAAUAGAAAUUACCGUGGACAGGGGGUGCCAACGGAUGUCCUGUCAUUCCCUGCAUAUGAGAUUGCGUCUCCAGGUCUCUUACCUGACAUCUCAGAAGAUGAAGUACCCGACCUUGGUGACAUGUUUCUUGGUCUUCCAUAUAUACAACAUCAGUGUCAGCAAGAUGGAGGAAACCUAAGUGAAGUAUUGCCUGUGAUUGCAACCCAUGGAUUAUGUCAUCUUAUUGGUUAUGAUCAUAAAACAGAAAAUCAGUGGAAGCAGAUGUUUGACAAAGAACUUAGCAUAUUUCAAGAAUACAACAAACUGACUGGUUUGAAUUUAAAACCUCUCCUAGAUAAAAUGGAGUAAAAACAGUUGAUGACAUGAACAAACAAUACCUGUCAACUACAGUGAACACUAAAGGCGAAAAAUACAUGUUAACUCUGAGUAUUCUUGUACUCAAAUGUUGUUAUACUAAUAUCUCAGGAAUACUUCAUUGAUAAACAAGUAUAUGACAAACACAACUGAACCCUAAAUACUCUGAUAACCCUAAAUAAUUUUCGGCACAAGUCUAUGCAUAUUUAUUUGCUUGCAUAUUUUCAUAACACUGCAUCAUAACAGUAGAUUCAAUGUUUUUAAAAAUUGAACUCAAUACAUGUAUUAAUAACAUAAAUGUCUGGUGAUAUUUUGGAAUAAAUUACUGUAAUUUAACUUGUU